Eimeria necatrix is the source of this 585-nucleotide messenger RNA. Its product is annotated as vacuolar protein sorting 29, putative. The record is from RefSeq and is a predicted model, not a curated record. Lineage: Eukaryota; Apicomplexa; Conoidasida; Eucoccidiorida; Eimeriidae. The coding region runs from base 1 to 585 and encodes 194 amino acids. The transcript has 2 exons. Gene Ontology annotation, cellular component: endosome; retromer complex. Gene Ontology annotation, biological process: intracellular protein transport; retrograde transport, endosome to Golgi.
AUGGCUGGGAACUUCACCGAUUUCGGUGACUUGGUGUUGAUUAUCGGGGACUUUCACGUUCCGCAGAGGGCAGUGGACCUUCCCCCCUGCUUCAGGGAGCUGCUGCACACUGACAAGAUCCGCCACGUCUUGUGCACUGGAAACGUCGGAAAUGGUCUUAUUCUCGACUUCCUGAGGGGCAUUGCUGGAUCUGUCCACAUAGUGAAGGGCGAUAUGGACGAAGGCCUUGACUUCCCGGAGUACAAAAUACUGCAGUUUGGGGAAUUCAAAGUGGCGUUGCUGCACGGCCACCAAGUCGUGCCCUGGGGCGACGCAGACGCGCUGCUGCAGUGGCAGCGGCGGCUGGACUGCGACAUAAUUGUUUCAGGCCACACGCACAGUAACUCUGUGCGGGAAGUCGAGGGGUGUUUCUUCAUUAACCCGGGCUCUGCCACUGGCGCUUACCAGCCGUGGGCCCCCUCGCCCACCCCGAGCUUCAUGCUCAUGGCGCUGCAGGGGGCCUCUGUGGUGCUGUACAUCUACGAAGAACGAGACGGAAAGGCAGAAGUGGUGAUGAGUGAAUUCACAAAGCCUGCGAAGAAGUGA